This is a messenger RNA of Puma concolor (puma), 240 nucleotides long. It is a transcript of the gene SPINK1, whose product is annotated as serine peptidase inhibitor Kazal type 1. The record is from RefSeq and is a predicted model, not a curated record. NCBI's taxonomy places the organism in Eukaryota, Metazoa, Chordata, Mammalia, Carnivora, Felidae. Gene Ontology annotation, molecular function: serine-type endopeptidase inhibitor activity; protein binding.
AUGAAGGUAACAAGCAUCCUCCUCCUCUGUGCCUUGGCCCUGUUGGGGCUAUCUGGCAACACUAGAGCUGACUUGCUGGAAAGACAGGCUAAAUGUGACAGUGAAAUACCUGGAUGUACCAAGAUCUAUGCUCCUGUCUGUGGGACUGAUGGAAAAACUUAUUCUAAUGAAUGCUUGUUAUGUGUUGAAAAUAAGAAGCGCCAGAACCCUGUCCUCAUUAAAAAAUCUGGGCAUUGCUGA